AUGAGCCCCCCUCCAAGCACUCCUACGCCAAGAAGGUUUCUUCUUCCAAAGAGGGUUACGCAAUCAUCUCAAACUCCUACCGGACUUCCGCGGUUUCAGUCAACCCCUCGUUUCGCCUCCUCUUCUGUUCCUAGGCCGACACAGGUAAGAGCUGGCAUUGACAUUGAGGACGUUGAAGAAGUCGAAGAUCGCCCCAAAGGUAGUUCUCAAGACAGCCAGGGCGAUCAGUUCGCACCGAGGAAGUAUGAGUCGCUCCACGAUUCUAUUGAGGUCGAGUCCGAUGACGCAACAGCUUCGCAAGAUGCUAGUUCAGCCGUAUCGGACAACGACAUAGAUAUCAAAAACUCAGGCUUUGUUGACCGGGAGGCUUCCAACGCGCCAAGCCUACCGCACGAGGCUUCUCCGUUAGAAGAGCGGGAGUCGAAACGGCAAAGAGUAUCAAUUUCUCCCAUGCAAGAGUCAAGCCCAGUAGAAGAGCAGCACUAUAUGGUCGACGAGGACUCCGACGAGGACCCAGAAGAUAUGAACGAGAGAGAGCACACAGAGACACAGGAUUCUACACAAAGUAUUCAAGAUGCUAUCCUUCCCUAUGAUGAGUCGAAGGCACUUCAUCAACCAACAUUCCGCGAACCACCACGCUUCAAACAAGUUGAACUCGACACCGCAGUGAACGGUGUUCCAGCAGUAUUUUCUCCUCAGCGUCGAGGGGCGAAAUACAUAGCCGGAGGACUCGCCGCUGAACUACAAGGAUGGCUGUCUGAGGUAAAAGGCUGGGAAGGUGUAGUGCCAGCCCCUGCCUCAAGCAUCAACGUGACAGUUGAGGAAGUUCGAGUAGGUCAAAGCAUGUAUCUGGUUAGAGGUCGUUCCGGCACGUCCGAAGGAAAGAAGUUCUUGCUUGCCGGUGAGGGUAGACUGACGGGUCUAGGACAGAGGAUGCCUAUGAGUGUUGGGAGUGUCAUUGAGGUGGGACAGCCAGUGUGGGAUAUUGAGAUGAAGGGGGAGGUUUGGACGGUGGCAUGCGACUGGAGAGUAUCUUGA
Fusarium venenatum is the source of this 1038-nucleotide messenger RNA. RefSeq lists its product as uncharacterized. Lineage: Eukaryota; Fungi; Ascomycota; Sordariomycetes; Hypocreales; Nectriaceae. The record is from RefSeq and is a predicted model, not a curated record.